This is a messenger RNA of Centruroides sculpturatus (bark scorpion), 1190 nucleotides long. RefSeq lists its product as uncharacterized. The coding region runs from base 63 to 530 and encodes 155 amino acids. The record is from RefSeq and is a predicted model, not a curated record. Lineage: Eukaryota; Metazoa; Arthropoda; Arachnida; Scorpiones; Buthidae. The transcript is spliced from 3 exons.
UUUGUUGUGUGAUUUACACAAGUCACGCAACGAAAGGUAUUAUUUUAACAUCAAAGUUGAAAAUGAAGAUAUUUUUCCUAACAUCAAUUAUCAUAUUUUUGAAUUGCUUUCAACAACAAAUUUGUCACGAAAACGAUCAAGAACGAUUAUACAAGAAUAAUUAUUUAAAUAACUUGAAGAAUUUUGAUGCACGUGUUGAUCCUGCGCUUAGGGCUGCAGCAACAAGUGAAGCAGAACAACGUUUAGCACCUGCAGUUAUAGCAUCAUUGGCAGGCGAAGCAGAACAACGUUUAGCACCUGCAGUUGUAGCAUCACUGGCAGGCAAAGCAGAACAACGUUUAGCACCUGCAGUUGUAGCAUCACUGGCAGGCAAAGCAGAACAACGUUUAGCACCUGCAGUUGUAGCAUCACUGGCAGGCGAAGCAGAACAACGUUUAGCACCUGCAGUUAUAGCAUCACUGGCAGGCGAAGCGGAACAACGUAUCAAUCCUGCACUUAUGACUGCAGCAAAAGAAGAAGCAGAAGAAUAGUCUUUGAAAUGGAUGAUCAAGGCAGUUAAGACGCCAGACAACCGUUGUGGGGAUUUGGGAUCAAUUCGGGUGGGUAACCCCAGAAUUUUUUGUGGCCUGUCUUAGAUAUGUUGGGUUCCGUUCUUCACCACCCAGUCGCUCCCACUAUGGGCUGGCCGAACCCGCAUUGGAUAUAGAAAAAAAGGUUUUUUAAGUGCGCCCAGGGUAGAAAUAGACAAAGAUGAAAAAUCUUGUUUUUUGAGAUUUAGCAGAUAGUAAAUUUUUAUUUCAUUUCUAAGCAGAUGUAACAGAAAUAUCAUUUAAAAUAAACUAAUAUUUUUCUAAUAGUUGACCUUUCUUUUAAAGUUUUUUCCCUCCCUGUGGGCACAACAGUAUCUGUUUUCGUAUUCAUUAUGGAUUCUUAUCCAUUAUAAUUCAUGCCGUUAUGGAGCGACUAGAUGGUGAAGGAAGUGAUCCAACAUAUAUGGGUCACGCCAUUAUAAACAUUUCUGAGAAUACAAUCUAGACUCGAACUUGGAUUCUUCAGGGUGGUAGUAUGUAGACUGAUGCUUAUCACUUCGAACAUCUGGCCAUCUAAUAUUCUCUCUCUUAUCUUUAACCUAGUACAAAAGUUUUUAAAAUAUUCAUAUUUGUAUGAAAUCCUAAUAUAUUUUGAUAAAG